AUGGUAGUAACCACAACCUUACCAUCCUCAAAUACAAUUCUUCCAACAACCCACAAUUCAUCCGUUUCUUCAUCUUCUUCAAAUCCCAAAUCUGUCCAUUUUUCACCCAUUAAGCGCCGUGAACUUUUGACUUCACUGUUCAUCACUAUCUCCCCAUUCUUUGCAGCUCCUCAAGUUAAUAACCCCACAAAUGCAAACCCAGUUUCCUUGCCAGUUUCAAAAGCCCGUGGCCUGUUUCAAAUGCCCCCUGCUCGUCUCACUAACAGGUACUAUUUGGUGAGAGCAGGGGAGUCAGAAUAUGAGAGUUUGGGGAUAAUUAACACAAAUCCAGUGGCUAAGACAUCAGUGGAUAAUGGGUUAUCCGAGACGGGAAAGAAGCAGGCAGUGAUGGCUGCAUUGACAUUGAAGUCGAUGGGAGCAUGUGAAAGUAACUUCUGGAUUUGGCCUUCUAUAACUCAGAGGGCUUAUCAGGCUGCUGAGAUUAUUGCUGCUGUUUGUGGAAUCAGUAGAAGCCAUAUAGUCCCAGAAUACAGCUUCUUGGAUGCUCGGGGAUUGGGAGCAUAUGAAGGAAAGAAAUUGGAUUCCGUCUCUGAGGUCUAUGCAUCAGAUAGCCUCUCCGCGAAUAUAAAGCCACCUCCAAUUGAUGAUGGAACACCAAAUGAAAGUGUUUCAGAUGUGUUUGUUCGUGUGACACAACUUAUGUCGAUUCUCGAGACUCAGUACUCCGGGGACACAGUCAUUAUAGUUUCUCCAGAUUCUGAUAACUUGACAGUGCUACAAGCUGGCUUAGUCGGGCUGGAUCUUCGAAGGCACAGGGAUCUUGCUUUUGUGCCUGGUGAAGUCAGAUUCAUCGAUGCUAGUAGCAUUCCAACGUACAAGCAACCAGCAUCUGCUGUGUAUAAAUGUUUAAAUCCCCCAAACUGUAAUUGA
Fraxinus pennsylvanica is the source of this 930-nucleotide messenger RNA. The record is from the annotation of a GenBank genome assembly. NCBI's taxonomy places the organism in Eukaryota, Viridiplantae, Streptophyta, Magnoliopsida, Lamiales, Oleaceae.